GUACACAUGAAUAUCGUGGAAAUUGGAUGACAUGUGAUCUGACCCCUGACAAUUCUCGUUCAGCUCGGCGUCGUCGUUGAAACGUGCGGUGCCUGGAGAUUCCCUUCCAGUUGAGGCGGCGGAGAAUUAAUGGAAGCCCUAGGCAUCUCAAGCUACUUGAUAUCGCCGGCGUUCCAUCGCCUGUCUCGGCCCUACGGCUGCGGCGCCAUCGCCGUAAGGAGUUCCGUUUCAACCUUCCGAUGUUCCCCCCGCCAACAUUAUUUCCCUCCAAUCUCCUCCUUCAGACGGGCUCUUCUUUCUCCUCCCUCUGCUCUUUUAGCUAACAAAGAAGAGGCAGCAAGGUUCGAAGAAGCUUCGAGAAAUGGUGGCAACUUGGUGCCGCUCUAUCGAUGCAUUUUCUGCGAUCACUUGACACCCGUGCUCGCCUACCGCUGCCUGGUAAGAGAGGACGAGAGAGAGGCGCCCAGUUUCUUGUUCGAGUCGGUGGAGCAAGGUUCUCAAGGAACCAGCGUGGGUCGCUACAGUGUUGUGGGAGCUCAACCGGCUAUGGAAAUUGUGGCAAAGGAGAAUAUGGUGUCUAUAUUGGAUCAUGAAGAGGGCCGUAAGACUGAAAAAUUUGUAGAGGACCCCAUGGAAGUUCCGAGAACAAUCAUGGAGGGUUGGAAUCCAGUGCUUAUUGAUGAGCUCCCUGAUGCCUUUUGUGGUGGAUGGGUAGGAUACUUUUCCUACGAUACAGUACGAUAUGUUGAAAAGAAGAAACUUCCUUUCUCUUGUUCUCCAAAAGAUGAUAGGAAUCUCCCAGAUGUUCAUUUAGGUCUCUACAAUGAUGUAAUUGUUUUUGAUCAUGUUGAGAAGAAAGCAUUUGUGAUUCAUUGGGUUCACCUUAGUCGGCAUUCAUCAAUAGAGGAUGCUUAUCAAAAUGGGAGGAAGCGGCUGGAAAAUUUACUUGCACGGGUGCACAAUACAGUUGUACCAAGGCUCACGGCUGGUUCUGUUAAAUUGAGUACCUACCAUUUUGGCACUCCCUUAAAUAUCUCAUCUAUGACAAGGGAAGAAUACAAGGAGGCUGUUUUGAGAGCAAAAGAACACAUUCUUGCAGGAGAUAUUUUCCAGAUAGUCUUGAGUCAGCGAUUUCAGAGACAUACAUUUGCAGAUCCGUUUGAAGUUUAUCGAGCAUUACGUAUAGUGAAUCCAAGUCCCUAUAUGACUUAUUUGCAAGCUAGGGGCUCCGUACUUGUUGCAUCAAGCCCUGAAAUUCUCACUCGUGUGAAGAAGAGGAAGAUUGUGAAUAGACCUCUUGCUGGGACGAUCAGAAGGGGAAAGACAGAGAAAGAAGAUAAGAUACUUGAACAGCUACUACUAAGUGAUGAGAAGCAAUGUGCUGAACACAUUAUGCUUGUAGAUUUGGGUCGUAAUGAUGUUGGAAAGGUCUCAAAGUCAGGUACUGUAAAUGUGGAGAAGCUAAUGAAUGUUGAAAGAUACUCUCAUGUGAUGCAUAUUAGCUCCACGGUUACUGGGGAGCUGUUUGAAAAUCUCACAUGCUGGGAUGCUUUGCGUGCUGCAUUGCCUGUAGGAACAGUCAGUGGAGCUCCUAAGGUAAGAGCCAUGGAGUUGAUUGAUGAACUGGAGGUCACAAGACGAGGGCCAUACAGUGGAGGAUUUGGAGGAAUAUCAUUCACUGGUGACAUGGACAUUGCGCUUGCUCUCAGGACCAUCGUCUUUCCAACCGGAUCCCGUUACAACACAAUGUACUCCUACAAAAACCAUGAUCGGCGACAAGAAUGGAUAGCACACUUUCAGGCCGGUGCCGGCAUUGUUGCAGAUAGCGAUCCAGAUGACGAACAACGUGAGUGCGAGAAUAAAGCUGCUGCCCUCGCUCGUGCCAUUGAUAUAGCUGAGUCUACUUUUGUGGAUGGGGAAGAUUAGCUCUGUUUUAUAGGCCACUUACUGUGUUUCUCAGAUCACAUUUGGAAGCACUUGCUGAGCAGGAGCCGCUAUGUUAGCUUGUUAUCGCUAUUCAAAUUCUGCAGCAUUGAAGCUUGUUUAAGAGAUCUAAUAAUAUGCGCUUAGGUGAAGGAGUUGCUUCUUCUGGACUUGUGUUAUUUAUCUGCUAGGAUGAUUUUGAGCUUCCAGUUUGGAUGAUUUUUCCUGUUUUUCUUCAAAUAAAAAGCAUGUUUGUAGUGAUUAAUUGCAAACCGACAAAGUGAGGGACUAAAGGGGAUGAAAAAAGAGAGGCUUUUUUACUGUAGAUUUUUUAUUUUUCUCCUGCCUUGUUUUCCAGUAAUUGA
Molecule: messenger RNA, 2288 nt
Organism: Dendrobium catenatum
Lineage: Eukaryota; Viridiplantae; Streptophyta; Magnoliopsida; Asparagales; Orchidaceae
Product: anthranilate synthase alpha subunit 1, chloroplastic
Exons: 11
Coding region: 130-1926 (598 amino acids)
Biological process (GO): L-tryptophan biosynthetic process
Molecular function (GO): anthranilate synthase activity
Source: RefSeq, a predicted model, not a curated record